AUGUUAGGCAUCUUGCUUGUUGCAUCCUCUCUUCUCUUCCUUGCUUCCUUGUCCGCUUCACCGCCGGUCGAUCUCCGCAUCAAUCUAAUCCACAUCGACUCUAGAAGCAAUUUCUCUACGUCUGAGCUAUUUCAUCGCGCCUCUCAACGAACUAGAUAUAGGACGAAGACUCGAGAAUUGAAGCUUACGAAUUCUAGCCCUAACUUCCGAUCCUCCCUCCAUUCGAUGGACGGUGAGUAUCUCUUAGAGCUCGCGAUAGGCACCCCAUCUAUUCCAUUCAUGGCUAUUGUUGACACUGGCAGUGACCUCAUCUGGACCCAAUGUGAACCCUGUAUCAGUUGCUUUGCUCAGCCGACCCCUGUAUACGACCCCUCCAGGUCCUCUACCUUCUCCCCACUCCCCUGCUCAAGCCCUCAGUGUGAGAGCCUCGCAUACUAUAACUGCACCCCCGAGUGCCGGUACUACUAUAACUAUUCGGAUAGCGCCUCGACACAAGGUGUUCUAGCGACCGAGACAUUAAUCUUCGGCGCACAUUCGGUACGCGACGUCGCUUUCGGGUGCGGUCACGCAAAUCUAGGCGCAUCAUUCAAUUCCACGGGGACGGUCGGGCUAGGUCGAGGGCACGGGUCCCUAGUAUCUCAGUUGGGCAUAGAAAAGUUCUCUUACUGUCUCACUUCUUUUCUCGAGUCCAAUAUCACCAGCCCCCUACUGUUUGGGUCCAUGGCGGACUUGAACACAAGCUCAGGUGCAACGCAAUCCACACUGCUAACACAAAACCCCUUCGAUCCGAGUUUUUACUAUCUCGACUUAAAAGGGAUAUCAAUUGGUGAAACCCUUCUCCCAAUCCGUGCGGAAACAUUUGAACUGAAAAAGGACGGGAGUGGCGGUGUGAUCAUCGACACUGGCACGGCCUUAACUAGAUUGGAGCAAGCUGGGUAUGACAUUGUCGCGCGAGAAAUUAAGUCAAUUGUCAACCUACCAUUAGUAAACUCUUCUGAACUCUGCUUCACGCUAUCGUCUCGUUUAGUUCCUAACAUGCCGGAUAUGAUACUACACUUCGAAGGUGCUAACAUGACUUUGCCGAUGGAUAACUACAUGAUUGUUGAUUCCAAUAAAGGAUUGUUUUGUUUAGCGAUGAUCGGAGUUAGCGGAGGAUCAAUUUUGGGUAAUUACCAACAAAAAAACAUUCAUAUUCUAUAUAAUCUUGCUGGGGGUAUGCUUUCCUUUGUACCUGCCAAAUGCAGUGAGAUAUGA
Messenger RNA from Ananas comosus (pineapple), 1254 nucleotides. RefSeq names its product aspartic proteinase nepenthesin-1-like. Gene Ontology annotation, molecular function: aspartic-type endopeptidase activity. Gene Ontology annotation, biological process: proteolysis. Gene Ontology annotation, cellular component: extracellular region. The transcript has a single exon. The record is from RefSeq and is a predicted model, not a curated record. Bases 1 to 1254 code for a protein of 417 amino acids. NCBI's taxonomy places the organism in Eukaryota, Viridiplantae, Streptophyta, Magnoliopsida, Poales, Bromeliaceae.